This is a messenger RNA of Clunio marinus, 3829 nucleotides long. The record is from the annotation of a GenBank genome assembly. NCBI's taxonomy places the organism in Eukaryota, Metazoa, Arthropoda, Insecta, Diptera, Chironomidae.
UCCGUUUUCAAAAGUAAUUAAUCGAAAGCUUCGUGCUUCGUAGAAGAAAAAAAGUUGUCUCGAACUUUUUAGUACUUUUAUUACUUUUUCUCUCUCAAUGAUUUCACGAGAUAAAAACCUGUAUACUCAGUGGUGCAACUUUUCUUUCGCUAUCUGGAAGAAAUCAGCUUGAAAAAAAGCAAUGACAAAUUUGGAAUUGACAUGUAAAACCUUUAUCCAAUUAAAUUAAAUUAAAUGUUGAAAGCACAUUACAGAUAAGAAAAUUAUAGAAACAGCAGUGCAGUAAUAAAUAAUAAUCCCUAAUGAGUGUUGUGAUUUUGUGAUAACGACAUAGACUUACUUAACCGUCAAGGUUCAGAUGAUUUAAUCAGUAUGAAGAUAAAAUGUUUUUGUAGUUGCAUAUUGUAGUCAAAUUUACAUAAUUAACCAGCGAUAUAAAAAAAACGCGAUGUCGACGACCGAUAUAACUGAUUUUAGUGAUUUGCAAAAUAUAAAUUACUUCGACAAUGAGACCUUUGCACCCAACAUCACAAACCAGACCUCUUUGUAUGACACGCUUGCUACCGACCUGGAUGGUUUUCAAAUCACUAUGAUUUGUCUGAAGAGUUUUAUUUUCGGAUCAAUCAUAAUUGGAGCUGUGCUUGGGAAUGCAUUAGUGAUAUUAGCCGUACGAAGAAAUCGGAAAUUAAGAGUAAUAACCAACUAUUUUGUUGUAUCACUAGCGAUGGCAGACAUGUUAGUGGCUCUUUGUGCUAUGACAUUUAAUGCAUCGGUAAAUUUGUCAGGAGGCAAAUGGCUUUUUGGUCCGUUCAUGUGUAAUGUUUGGAAUAGCUUAGAUGUUUAUUUUUCAACCGCAAGCAUAUUGCAUCUGUGCUGCAUAUCGGUAGACAGAUACUUCGCAAUUUGCCGACCUUUGGAAUAUCCUCUAUACAUGACGAAGAAAACUGUCGGACUUAUGUUAGCUAACGUGUGGAUUCUUCCAGCUCUUAUUUCAUUCAUCCCAAUCUUUCUUGGUUGGUAUACAACCAACGAGAUUCUCCGUCAUAUGAUUGAACAUCCUAAUGAAUGCAAUUUCAAUGUUAAUAAAAUUUAUGCUGUUGUUUCAAGUUCGAUAUCAUUUUGGAUACCAGGAAUUGUCAUGAUUACUAUGUAUUAUCGGAUUUUCAAAGAAGCACUUCGACAAAGAAAAGCUCUCAGCCGCACAAGCUCAAAUAUUUUGCUGAACAGCGUACAUUUACAGAAUCAAUCUUAUAAUUACCAACCACCAAACAAUCGGUUAAAAUUACAAAAUUCCCGUCCAAGUGACUGUCAAGAGCCGAAUCUUAUUAUAAAGGAAUCCCAGCAAGAAAGCCAUAGCGAGAUAAGUGACUUGGAUUUACCAGCUAUAUUAUGUCAAGAUUACCAGGAAUACGAUGAGCUUAAAGUUCCAUCAUCGCCCCCACGUCGUUUAAGUCGCAGCAGCAUUGAUUUGAGAGAUUUAGAGCACGAGAGAGAGAAAAGUAUGGCUCAGCAGAACACAUCAGAAAGCGUCUCAUCCAUUUAUCACUGUUUUGAUACACACAUGCGAUAUUCGGGCAGUGAGCCCAUAAAUACGAAUCUCAAAGCAUUAGAGAAUCAAUUCAACAUGAAAUCUAAUAAAGAAGAUGGUGCUGAUAAAGAAAAUGUCGAAAGUAAAUCUUCCGUAAAUCAAAUUCCUUUCACGAACAACUUUGAACAUUCGUCAACUACAAAGGAGAAUGACAACAUGAACUCGAUAACUUCAGCCUCGAUAAUCAAAGACAAUCAAGUUAAUAUAAGCGGCUGUAGCUUAAACAAUUCACAAAUCAACAAGAAGCAGUCAAAGAAAAAGAUUUUAGCUGCGAGUGAUUCAGACUUUUUCUCUCUUCUUCGCUACAACUCCGAGAAGUUACGUCGAAUCAAUUGCUUCUCGAUUAGUACAAACAACAAUGGCAAUAAACCGAAGAACAUGAUCUACGCAUUGAGUGACUCUGAUUUCUUAAUUGGUGUAAAUGAUAAAAAUAAGAACCUAAAUUUAAAUAAUGAAAGAAAAAGUCAAGCAAUAGUAAACAAGAGUGAUAUUUUUAAUUUUUUAAUAAAUCAGAAAAGUAUUGAUUAUAAAAAUUUAUUAGACAGCAAUUUUGCACAGAACAAUCAGAAGAAGUCAUCGGAUGUUGACUACAAGAAGCACUUUGAUAAUCCUGAUUUAUUCAACAUGGAAAAAUUGAAAGCUGUAUUCGGUGAGACUGCAACAGAUUCAGAUAAAGCGAAAAUUAUUGAGUCGAUUAGCUUGAACGAUGACUUGAGCGUGGAAAAGACAUUAUUAAGGAAAGAGACAGUUUCGUUGCCACCGAUGAUCAACAACAGUCAGAGUAUUGACACUGUGCUUCUGAACAUAAAGAAUAAUGCUGACAAAUUGUCGAGUGUGAAACCAUCUUAUGAUUUUUCUAAAAAUACUCUGCCCGUACCGCAGACCAAUCACAAUGAUGAUGCUGAUAAUGGAGUAAUAAUAACAGCUUCUUCACCCACUACUCGUAUUAUGUCUGAUAGUUUGAAGAAAUUAAAUGAAAGUACAAGCAUACUAAACGUACAAGAAAACCUGUCCGAAGACAACAAUAAAGGCUGUACAAAGUGUUACGAUGUAAUGAAUCCUGUCAGCAUGGAAGAGAAGAAUGUCACAAGACGAAAGCGAACCCCUUCAAACGUAACUUAUAACGUGAAUGUUAUCAAUUUUCAAGCAGAAGACGAACAGGAUCAAACAUCAAUAACUGGAGGCUACGGCAAACGUUCAAACAGCUCAACAAGCUCAAAUCUUAUACAAACAAAGAAACAUGGAGAUAAAUGGUAUAAAGUUAUAGAACACAACAUUAACGCAAAUGAUUAUUGUAGUGAUUUGGAUGAAAAUGAAUUGACUGAUGAGGAAGAUUUAAAUAAUAACAAUCUCAAUAAUCAAUCAUUGUUGAGUAAUUACAAGUUGAGUGAGAGUGCAAGCACAGCACAUUCGAAUUGUGUUCGAGAUUUUUUCGAUUGUUUGAGAUUUAGACGUAAUUAUAAGCGAAAUCGAAAGAAAGUCGCAAAAGGCGCUGGAUCAACACGGCCGGCAAAGGGAUGGCGAGCUGAGCAUAAGGCGGCACGAACAUUGGGAAUUAUAAUGGGAGUCUUCUUACUAUGUUGGCUUCCUUUCUUCUUAUGGUAUGUGAUAACAUCACUUUGUGGACAUGAACUAUGUCCAAGUCCGGAUGAACUCGUUGCUACUUUAUUUUGGAUUGGAUAUUUCAACUCAACACUCAACCCAAUUAUCUACGCAUACUUUAACCGGGACUUUAGAGACGCUUUCAAAAACACCCUUCAAUCAUUCUUUCCAUGUUGCGUAAAAAAGGAUUAUUAUAACUCGAACGUACAUUAUGUUUAGCGCGUAUUUUAGAGAUAAAUUUUGUUGUGAAAACUCAAUGGAAAACAUUAGGUUGUGGUAAUUAUUUAUUUAUAUAUAUAUUUUACGAUAUUUAAGUAUUAUUCAAUUGUUAUGAUUUUCUAUUGUUGUUGUUGUUGAAUAUUUUGCUCACGUUUUGUAGCUCGAAAAUAAAUAGCUACAUAAACCUGCCACAUAUUCCCUCGUGAUAUUCACUCAUUGUUUCAAUUAGCAUGAAUUCAUAAAAAUAGAGUUCGAUGGGCAUAAACUCCAAAACAUCAUUGUUAAUUUAUGAAAACAUGAAAAUUGUGUAACACCUAGCGAGAACACAUUGAAGAACAUUGAAGAAAGAAAUGAGAAAAAAAUAUUAUGAUAAUUAUAAUGAAUGUGUAAAGAUUGCAAUAAAUAUAACUUGAAAUAAAA